GCGACCGUCAUAAAGGCUACAGACACUGCCAGCCAUGUCCUGCCUCUAAACAUAUGCUGUAUUUUUAAGCCUUUGUAUUCACCCGAAAUUACAUUUUUGCUCUUUUUUGUAGCCGUCCUCUUUUGUCUUAAAGGUGUGCAAACGUUGCUUCCCGACGCAGCGGCCAUGUGCGUGAGCGCGCUGGCGGAGAGGAGGUCUGAUGUUCGGCUGCUUCUGCUCUUGCUCACGGUGAUGCUCUCGUUCUCCGGUUGUGCAAGCAUGGAUGUUAUUGUGCCCAGUAAAAUCAAUGUAAUGAAUGGAUCCGAUAUCAAAAUCCCAUGCACUUUCACCUCCUGCUAUAAGAUAGACACAAACAAGUUUGUCAUGAACUGGACCUACCAUGAAUCAGUCAACGAUACAGAACAAAUGUUUUUGGCGUACGACAGGAAAAAAGGAAUGGUGGCUUUGCUUCCAGAGCGGUUUGGAGAUAGGGUGCUGUUUGCGGGAAACCUGGAAAAGAAUGACAUGUCAAUCACCCUAUUAGAUGUACAGGAGGAAGAUGAGGGGAUUUACAACUGUUAUGUGAUAAAUCCUCCAGAUCGCAUACAUGGACAUGGAGACAUAAAGCUCAAGGUUUUUACUGAACUUCCCCCACCGAGAGACUCAACAAUUGCGGUUGCGAUUGGUGCAUCAGUGGGUGGAGCACUUGCUCUCCUUAUCCUUUCCAUGGUGGUAGUGAAAUUUAUUCGUCAUCAUCUCAAACAGGAUCUGCCCUCAGAGGAGAAGAUGGAGGAGGAAGGGAAAUUAGAGGCCGAAGGUGCCACAGAGGAGGGAACAAAACAACCAUAAAUGGGCCAUCGCGACAAGCGCCUGCAAAGCUGUCAACCCAGAACCUUCCCUGAAGAGGUGUGUCCUCCCCCCUGUUCAUAAGAGCCACUGACUGAAUCAUUAACCACCAAGUGCAUCUGUUCCUUCUGCAGCAUGAUUGUGUGUUUCUGUGGACUUGAGUGUGCUUUUGCGUAUACGUGUUUAAGAAAGAGACAGAUGUGUACUUGUCGCUUUACAGACAGGCAUUACAUCUACAUCUUAACUACCGGUAUGUUAAAAAUGGUAAUCCAUCUAUUUUUAGUGCAAGAUAUCAAGUAUCAAUGUCAAGGAACAAAUUUGUCAUUUUGUAUAACAGGUUAUGGCUGGAUUGUAUGACCUGACUUGUAUCCACCAGAAAUCAACAAUGAAGCAAUAGAAUCUAAAACGACUACAAAAAUAAAAAAUCUGUUUCUAACGCGACAGUAUAUGCUUUAUGGACAAUAGUACUGGGACACCAGCCUUCUGCACUGACAUGGAAGAAAAAAAGCAUUUGGCCGACUUAGUUUUGCGUAACGUAACUUUCUACAAAAUCUUUGUGUUCAAUGACUAUCACUGUUGUGUUCCAGUUCAUCCCAAAGGUGUUUGAUGGGGUAGAGGUCAGGGCUGUCAAGUUCUUCCACGGCAAACUCAUCUGAUCAAUCUUUUAUCAACCUUGUUUUGUGCACUGGGCCAAAUUGAAACAUUUUGAUUCAGGGGUAACCGAGUGGUUUAGACCAACCCCUGAAUGAUUGAAGAAUUGAUUAAAAUGUGUAUCCCAAGUCUAGUAGUGUAUUUGAAUCGAAUGUAGUCAGUAUUGCUGAGUGACCAUAUUCUUCUAAUAUUAAUAGACUGGAAUGUGAAAUGUAUCUAAAUGUGUCUAGUUUUAUUUGUUUUUAUUUAUUUAUUUUUGUAAUAAAGACAAAACCCACCAUGGA
This is a messenger RNA of Phycodurus eques (leafy seadragon), 1760 nucleotides long. It is a transcript of the gene scn2b, whose product is annotated as sodium channel, voltage-gated, type II, beta. NCBI's taxonomy places the organism in Eukaryota, Metazoa, Chordata, Actinopteri, Syngnathiformes, Syngnathidae. The record is from RefSeq and is a predicted model, not a curated record. The transcript has 6 exons. Gene Ontology annotation, cellular component: membrane. Bases 166 to 828 code for a protein of 220 amino acids.